Messenger RNA from Paramuricea clavata, 1835 nucleotides. Lineage: Eukaryota; Metazoa; Cnidaria; Anthozoa; Malacalcyonacea; Plexauridae. The record is from the annotation of a GenBank genome assembly.
AUGGCUAAUAUAAUCAACAAAGCUCGGAUAAAACAACGUUCACUUGUCAUAACAUUACUUGACCUCAAAAACGCCUUUGGAGAAGCUCAUCAUAACUUAAUCCAAUCUGUCCUUGGCUAUCAUCACAUCCCUAAUCACAUGAAUAAUUUAAUAAAAAGCUUAUACAUUGAUUUUAAAACUUCCGUAAUUACUUCUGAGUUCCGUACCCAUUUUAUACCUGUUGGCCGUGGUGUUUUGCAAGGUGACUGUCUUAGUCCUCUACUAUUUAAUAUGUGUUUCAACACAUAUAUUCAACAUAUCAAAGCUGAAAAGUACCGCCAGUUCGGUUUCUCCCUCCAACUCCUUAAUCCAAUCCACUGGUUUCAAUUUGCUGAUGAUGCUGCGGUUAUUACUGGUCAGGAGUCGGAAAAUCAGCAUCUCCUUAAUCGAUUCUCUAUCUGGUGCCAAUGGUCCAACAUGGUUGUUAGAGUUGAUAAAUGUAGCACAUUUGGCAUCAAAAAAGUUUUAUCAAAAUCUGCCCAGUACUUGCCGAAGCUUUUGAUCAAUAAGGAUCUCAUACCAACGAUUAAGACUGGAGAAUCAUUUGAGUAUUUGGGACGACACUUCGACUUUAGCAUGACUAAUGAAAAACAUAAAUCUAAACUGAUCUCCCUCAUUGAUGAACUAAUGUCCGAAAUAGAUCUUAAACCUCUUCACCAAAAAACAAAAUUUUACUUUACAGUCGUUAUGUUUUGUCGAAACUAUCCUGGCAUUUUACUGUUGCUACGAUAUCUAAAACUUGGGUAGUCGAAAAUAUCGAUUCUCCGGUGAACAAGUACGUCCGAAAAUGGCUGGAAGUACCUAUAUCUGGAACAUUAAGUAACAUCUUUCUAACCCGUAAUAAGUUUGGUCUAAAUAUCAUCCCUGCAUCCGUCAAGUUCAUUCAGUGUCAAACAGUUCUACGCAAUGCCCUAAAAACAUCUCCAAACGAUUCAAUUAACGAACUGUGGAAGUCAACUAAUAAUCAUAUUAACAUUCAAUACGAUAGCUACAAUUCAACUAAAGAAGUUUUAAAAACUUUCCAUUCUCAACAAGAAAAUAAACUUAGGGACCGUUUGAAAUGUCAAGGUUCCUUUUUCGAAAAUGUUUCUAAAUUCUCCCUAUCACAACUUAACGCAAUCUGGUCGGUAUCGCAAUCAAAGCUACCAAAGAACAUUUUCAACUUUACAAUUCGCUAUAUGAAUAAUACCCUUCCUACCCGAAAGAACCUCAGUAGAUGGGGAAUUUCAUCAAGUUCUGACUGCUCGUUCUGCUUACACCCUGAAUCACUUCUGCACGUUGUUGCCGGUUGUCAACAUUACUUGGAACGAUUUACUUGGAGACACGAUUGCAUACUAAAGUUUCUUGCAAAAACCUUUCAAAGUUUAAACGAAUGCAAAUUACUUGUUGAUCUUCCUGGAUUUGAAAGCCCCUCGAUUAUUACGGGCGAUGAAUAUCGUCCUGAUUUAUUUGUCUCCACUUCAGACAAACACCUCUACGUUGUUGAACUUACCGUAGGCUUUGAAUCAAACCUCACAAACAAUGUUAACCGCAAGAAAGCUAAAUAUAAGAACCUAAUUAGAGAACUAGAUCAAAACUUUACAUCUGUUAAAUUUAUAAAUCUUUCAGUCAGUUCGCUAGGGGUGUUUGACAAAGAAUGCCAUACAUUUGUAAAAAUGCUAAAUGAGUUAGGACUGGAUAAUCAACACCAACAAUAUUGUAUCAGAAAAAUGAUAUCUAUUGCCAUCCGAUCAACGUACUACAUAUUUUGCUGUAGAAAUAAAGAAUGGGCAAAUCCCGAACUUAUGAACAUUUAA